Molecule: messenger RNA, 408 nt
Organism: Lethenteron reissneri (Far Eastern brook lamprey)
Lineage: Eukaryota; Metazoa; Chordata; Hyperoartia; Petromyzontiformes; Petromyzontidae
Source: RefSeq, a predicted model, not a curated record
GGUGGUGGCGGUGGUGGUGGCGGCGGUGGUGGUGGUGGUGGUGGUGGCGGUGGUGGUGGUGGUGGUGGCGGUGGUGGUGGCGGUGGUGGUGGUGGCGGUGGUGGUGGUGGUGGUGGCGGUGGUGGUGGUGGUGGCGGUGGUGGUGGCGGCGGUGGUGGUGGUGGCGGUGGUGGCGGCGGUGGUGGUGGUGGCGGUGGUGGUGGUGGUGGCGGUGGUGGUGGUGGUGGUGGCGGUGGUGGUGGCGGCGGCGGCGGUGGUGGUGGCGGUGGUGGUGGUGGCAGUGGUGGUGGCGGUGGUGGUGGCGGCGGUGGUGGUGGCGGUGGUGGUGGUGGCGGUGGUGGUGGUGGUGGCGGUGGUGGUGGUGGUGGUGGCGGUGGUGGUGGCGGCGGUGGUGGCGGCGGUGGUGGU